AUGGGUAAAACCGCAUCGUAUCAACCAGACGCCCUUGAAGAGGCACAUGAGUCCUGCGCGGAUCCAACCGGCAAGAGAGAGGUAAAAUACCCUUUCGCCUUCAAGGAGUUGGACUGGGAGGCGUAUCAUCGUUUUCGGCCGCUUUAUCCAAACAGCAUGUUCAACAUGUGGCUAUCGUAUCAUCAAGACCUGGGGAAUGGAACUUUCAAAUCAGCUCAUGAUAUUGGUGCAGGCCCAGGCCCAGUAGCCCGACGCCUUGUCCAUCGCUUCGACCGGGUGAUUGUCAGUGAUGCCGGUGAGGCAAACCUCGUGGCCGCGAAACAUAUGCUGUCCUUUUCCGCACCACCAGCUGAAAUUGGGUCGAAAUGCACGUUCAUACACAGCCCUGCCGAGUCUGUCCACAAAUCGAUACCUCCAUCCUCAAUCGACUUCGCGUCCGUGGCUAUGGCUUUUCACUACUUCGACGCGCCGAAUGCAAUCAAGUCCAUCGCAGCGACACUGAGACCCGGCGGUACCCUAGCGGCGGUGACAUAUGGCUUCAUGCUGAAAUUCCCCGAUCACCCGGCGCUCGAGAAAAUGUGGUACCGCGUCGCAAGUAAAGAAUCCCUGCGUCUGAUCAAGGAAGGUCUGUUCCCCGCUGCGGUGAAGGGGUUGGCAGCCGCCAUGUCAGGACUAGACUUCGUCCCGCUUCCAGUGGAGCUUUUCAAACCGGGCGCACGGCGAAUAUGGGUAAAUGUUGACGAGGCUGACGAGCGGCCGCUAUACUUUGUGGACGAAGAUCACUCGUGCUGGAAGCCGGCACCGAACCGAAUUGGUCCCCCGGAUUCGAGAGAAUAUGUCAAUGAUCAAUCCUGGCGGCGAAAGGCGGACGCAGACUGGCUGAGAGGCUUCCUGGCAAGUUGCCAAAUGGGGUUCGGGCAGCAGACAUGGGACACGAACGAGUGGAAAGAGUUGGAGGCUGCGGUGCUCUCUGCAGGUCGGCAGGUCACCGUAGAAUGGCCUGUCGCGAUGAUACUGGCCACUAGAAACGACAAACCUGUGAUAUGGUGA
This is a messenger RNA of Diaporthe amygdali, 1050 nucleotides long. RefSeq lists its product as uncharacterized. The record is from RefSeq and is a predicted model, not a curated record. Gene Ontology annotation, molecular function: S-adenosylmethionine-dependent methyltransferase activity. The transcript has 4 exons. Lineage: Eukaryota; Fungi; Ascomycota; Sordariomycetes; Diaporthales; Diaporthaceae. Bases 1 to 1050 code for a protein of 349 amino acids.